Messenger RNA from Penicilliopsis zonata CBS 506.65, 1842 nucleotides. RefSeq lists its product as hypothetical. Gene Ontology annotation, cellular component: nucleolus. The record is from RefSeq and is a predicted model, not a curated record. The coding region runs from base 1 to 1842 and encodes 613 amino acids. Gene Ontology annotation, molecular function: nucleic acid binding; ATP binding. NCBI's taxonomy places the organism in Eukaryota, Fungi, Ascomycota, Eurotiomycetes, Eurotiales, Aspergillaceae. The transcript is spliced from 4 exons.
AUGAAGCGGAAGCUCGAUGCCAAUGACGUUCCCUCCACAGAUGCCGUGGAGGAAAAUGACGCCGUCGACCCCAGUUUUGAGGCCCUCGACCCGAGGUUGCGCCAGGCUUUAAUCAAAGAGAAGUUCACAAAGCCCACUCUCGUGCAGUCGAAAGCGAUUCCGCUGGCUCUUGAAGGAAAAGAUAUUCUUGCUCGGGCAAAGACUGGCUCCGGCAAGACUGCUGCAUAUGUUCUGCCGAUCUUGCAGACGAUUCUCCAAAAGAAAGCCAGCAACCCCUCCUUGAAAGCUACCACCGGUCUAAUCCUCGUCCCGACUCGAGAACUCGCCGAGCAAGUCCAAAAGGUUGUCACGACGUUCGCUGCAUUCUGUGGAAAGGAGGUCCGCUCUGUGAACCUCACCCAAAAGGUUUCCGAUGCUGUACAGCGAUCCAUGCUUUCUGAUUGCCCCGAUAUUGUCAUCUCCACCCCCGCUCGAGUACUGGCCAACAUCAACAACUCGGCUCUUUCGCUGGAGCAGCUCACACAUCUCGUCAUCGACGAGGCUGACUUGGUGCUUUCAUACGGGUACGAGGAUGAUAUCAAUGCUCUUGCAAAGGCCGUUCCACGAGGCGUGCAGACAUUCCUCAUGAGCGCCACUCUCACCUCGGAAGUCGAUACCCUCAAGGGCUUGUUUUGCCGGAGCCCAGUCAUUCUCAAGCUGGAAGAGACAGAGGAUAAGGGCGGCGAAGUCAGCCAGUUCAUUGUCAAAUGCGCGGAAGACGAAAAGUUCCUCUUGACCUAUGUCAUCUUCAAGUUACAGUUGGUGAAAGGAAAGUGUAUUAUUUUCGUGGCCGACGUCGACCGGUGCUACCGUGUCAAGCUUUUCUUAGAACAGUUCGGCAUCAAGAGCUGUGUCCUCAACUCAGAAUUACCCGUCAACUCCAGAAUACACGUGGUUCAAGAAUUCAACAAAGGUGUCUACGACAUUAUUAUCGCUGCUGAUGACGAAGAGGUCAUGGGAUCUCGAAAAACGGCGAAGAAAUCCAACGAGGGGGAGGACGCCGAGGCCAAGGAAGAGUUCGGCUCUAGCGACGAGGAAAACCAGGCUGAAGAGAAGGAGACUAAAGAAUCGAAACGCAAGGCUCCCUCGCGCCCCGAGAAGCGCCGCAAACUCACAGCCAAGGAGAAGGACUACGGGAUCUCCCGGGGCAUCGAUUUCCAGAACGUUGCGUGCGUCCUCAACUUUGAUUUGCCCACGAACUCGAAAUCGUACACCCACCGGAUCGGACGAACAGGUCGCGCGGGGAAGACUGGGAUGGCAUUAUCAUUUGUGGUCCCAUCAGACCUGUUCGGCAAGCACAAACCCACCUCGGUCUCGACUGCGAAGCACGACGAGGGCGUGCUCGCCAAGAUCGUCAAGCGCCAGUCCAAGCUGGGCCACGAGGUGAAGCCGUAUCACUUCGAGAUGAAGCAGGUGGACGCCUUCCGGUACCGGAUGACAGACGCACUGCGGGCCGUGACCCGGCUGGCGGUACAGGACGCGCGGGCGCGCGAGAUCCGCCAGGAACUGAUCAAGAGCGAGAAACUCAAGCGCCACUUCGAGGAGAACCCGGACGAGCUGCGCCAUUUGCGCCACGACGGCGAGCUCCGCGCCGCCCGCAUCCAGCAACACCUGAAGCACGUCCCGGAGUACCUGAUGCCCGCCAAGGGCCGCAAGGGCAUCUCCUCCGAGGAUGUAGGGUACGUCGGGUUCCGCAAGGCAAGCGAGAAUCGCAUCCGCAAAGCGAGAGAACGCAACCGCAAUAAGGGGCGGGGGAAGAAGUCUAGCAAGGUUGAUCCCUUGAAGACGUUUAACAAAAAGUGA